GUCUAAAAAUCUGCCAGGAUGCUGGCUCCCGGAACCCUGGGAGCUCUUCCUUGCACUGGAUUCACUGGAGAAUGCUUUGGAGGAGAAAGCCCAUUGCUGCAAGGCCCUGAGGUCCUCCGCCUCCUCUGGAAGUUCCUGUCCCUCCCUGGAGGGAAGCACGUGCACUCUUAAUAGAGCUGCCUAAUCACUUGUUUAAACUAGACAUUUGGUGCGUAAUGACUCCUGGCUGGGAUCAGAAAAAGCCAUCAGCCAUCUUCUGCAGGGACCAGACCUGCCGGACGCGGUUCCAUUGGCUGGAGGAGCAGGGGCUCAUUCUCCCUAAGGCAGUGCCCACUGUGUGCGAGCCCAGAGAUGGGCGAACUUCUUAAGGUUGGGCAAAGACAGCUGACACCUUGCUCCCUUCUUUACCUGUUCUCCUGCUCCUGGACACAGGGUGAUCCCAGAAUGUGAUGGAGUGAGAAGGUGGAGAGGCAGAGCACCUGGGGUGGUUUCCCAGCUCUGCUAGGGGUACUCAAAGGGCAGCUUCUGGGACCAGUCUCUUGUGCACCUGACUUGCCACCCAGCUGGAGGAGACAGAAAAUCUGCCAGUACCUAAGGCUUCCCAGGCUCUUGGGUAUGGCUAGAAAGCCAGCAGAUUUGCUAUUUGCCCAGAGUUUUGAGAUCUGGGGAGAGAGAUGCUGGAGAAAUACAAGCUACAGCUGAGUUAAUUAUUAUUAUUUUUAUCAUUAUUACAGACGAGAAUGUUCCCCUGUUAAUUCCCUGGGAAAAUGACUGAAAACGAGCUGGCACCACCCAGGCCUUGAGCCCAGGAAAGCAAGCAAUGGCAAAAUACAGCCUCCAAAUCUGCUCCCCUCUUAGCUGGCUCACCUGGCCGGGCACCGCGCCUCUCCCUGACACACAAGUGCACACACGCGCACACACGCACACACACAGACACAUGCACACAAACACGUGCAGCCCAAGCUGCUCCAGCAGAAGGGAGGGUACAUAGCCCCUGGAGCACUUGUUCUUAUCUCGGUGGAAGAAAACCGGCCAGGCUAUAUAGCAGAGCCCUGUGAGAGUUGGGGGAAAGACCCUCUGCUUCAGUUGUUCUGGAGAUUUCUGUUGAUAAGCACUUUUGCACACAUCCAUCCCAUAGGCUCCCCCACAGCCUGGCAGUUGGGGAGCUGAAGAGUGAGGGCUCAGCAUCACACAGUGCUGGAACCUGGAUCAUGGCUCCUACAUGUACUAGCUGUGGGACCUGGGCAAUUCUUCCCCACAUCCAGCCACAGUAGCCUGUGGUCUUUCAUCUAGUUUCCUGACCUCUGGUCCUUAGAGGAGAUGGACUUGACUUCAUGCCCAAGCCAGACACUCUCCCUGAGGUGGCCAGGAGGACAGGUUGGACCCACUGAAUGUGCCGGCAUGUUCUCAGCGCUUGGGUGUGACCUUUCGCGAGGCACAUUCACACAUUCUAGGUGUGGUGGGUUAGGAGGUCAGGGUCCUGGAGAAUGCCUAGUCCCACCCCAGCUUCACCCUGGAAUUAUUUUCCUAGUUGGACGCCUGGAGUGGAACCCAUUCCGAAGGUUGAAACAGGAAAAAAUUACCAACCUUAAGAGGAAACAGGGAGCAAUGCUGUGAACCUUGGCCUCUGCAGUCAGCCUGUCUGGGCUUGCUUCUCUGCUACGUACUACUUACAAGAUCCUGGGCAGGCUUCAUAAUAUCUACUAUGCCCCUGUUGCCCUUGAAUUCUAAUCUCAUCUGGAGGGUCCUUGGAGGUUAUCUAGCCCAGUAAUUCUCCAUGCGUAUACAUCAGAUUCACCUGGAUGGUUUCCUCAAACACAGCUCCGGCUCCCAGCAGAAAUUGCUAAUCAAGCCUGCAUGAGUGGGCCAUGUGCAAGACAGCCUUAAGUGGUGAUGGCAGGGCUGCCCCGAUGGGGCAUGGCGGUGAGUGAGCAGACCGAGCGCCAGUGGACAAGGAUGGAGAGCCGCACCCAGGAGGGCAGGAAAUGAUGCCCACGCAUCCCCGCCUAGAAUGACUGCCCAGGGAGAGUGGUUCCCCGGGCCCUGGCAGGGCUGCUGACCCUCAGCCUGCAAACCGCUAAGAGCACAAGGACUCCAGACUCUUCCUGUGGGUGGUCCCCUGCCCUGCAGCUCCACCAUGAGGCUGCUUGUGGCCCCCCUCUUGUUAGCUUGGGUGGCUGGUGCCAUUGCCACUGUGCCCGUGGUACCUUGGCACGUGCCCUGCCCCCCUCGCUGUGCCUGCCAGAUCCGGCCCUGGUAUACACCCCUGUCGUCCUACCGCGAGGCCACCACCGUGGACUGCAAUGACCUGUUCCUGACAGCUGUGCCCCCGGCGCUGCCCGCGGGCACGCAGACGCUGCUGCUACAGAGCAACGGCAUCGUCCGCGUGGACCAGAGUGAGCUCGGCUACCUGGCCAAUCUCACGGAGCUGGACCUGUCCCAGAACAGCUUUUCGGACACCCGAGACUGUGAUUUCCGUGCCCUGCCCCAGCUGCUGAGCCUGCACCUGGAGGAGAACCAGCUGACCCGGCUGGAGGACCACAGCUUUGCAGGGCUGGCCAGCCUUCAGGAACUCUAUCUCAACCACAACCAGCUCUACCGCAUCGCCCCACGGGCCUUCGCCGGCCUCAGCAACCUGCUGCGGCUACACCUCAACUCCAACCUGCUGAGGGCCGUGGACAGCCGCUGGUUCGAGAUGCUGCCCAGCCUGGAGAUCCUCAUGAUCGGCGGCAACAAAGUGGACGCCAUCUUGGACAUGAACUUCCGGCCCCUGGCCAACCUGCGCAGCCUGGUGCUCGCAGGCAUGAACCUGCGGGAGAUCUCUGACUACGCCCUGGAGGGGCUUCAAAGCCUGGAGAGCCUCUCCUUCUAUGACAACCUGCUGGCCCGGGUACCCCGGCGGGCGCUGGAGCAGGUGCCUGGGCUCAAGUUCCUAGACCUGAACAAGAACCCGCUCCAGCGGGUGGGGCCCGGGGACUUUGCCAACAUGUUGCACCUCAAGGAGCUGGGGCUGAACAACAUGGAGGAACUGGUUUCCAUUGACAAGUUUGCCCUGGUCAACCUCCCUGAGCUGACCAAGCUGGACAUCACCAACAACCCCCGGCUGUCCUUCAUCCACCCCCGCGCCUUCCAUCACCUGCCCCAGAUGGAGACCCUCAUGCUCAACAACAAUGCUCUCAGUGCCUUGCACCAGCAGACGGUGGAGUCCCUGCCCAACCUGCAGGAGGUGGGUCUCCACGGCAACCCCAUCCGCUGUGACUGUGUCAUCCGCUGGGCCAAUGCCACGGGCACCCACGUCCGCUUCAUCGAGCCUCAGUCCACCCUGUGUGCCGAGCCACCAGACCUCCAGCGCCGCCCACUGCGGGAGGUGCCCUUCCGGGAGAUGACGGACCACUGCCUGCCCCUCAUCUCCCCCCGCAGCUUCCCCCCCAGCCUCCAGGUGGCCAGUGGAGAGAGCCUGGUGCUGCACUGCCGGGCGCUGGCUGAACCAGAACCCGAGAUCUACUGGGUCACUCCAGCUGGGGUUCGACUGACGGCUGCCCGGGCAGGCAGGAAGUACCGGGUGUAUCCUGAGGGGACCCUGGAGCUGCGGAGGCUGACAGCGGAAGAGGCAGGGCUGUACACCUGUGUGGCCCAGAACCUGGUAGGGGCUGACACUAAGACGGUUAGUGUGGUUGUUGGCCGGGCUCCCCCGCAGCCAGGCAGAGGCAAGGGAUGGGGUCUGGAACUCCAGGUGCAGGAGACUCACCCCUAUCACAUCCUGCUAUCUUGGGUCUCCCCACCCAACACAGUCUCCACCAACCUCACCUGGUCCAGUGCCUCCGCCCUCCAGGGCCACAGGGCCACUGCUCUGGCCCGCCUGCCGCGGGGUACCCACAGCUACAACAUCACCCGCCUCCUUCAGGCCACGGAGUACUGGGCCUGCCUGCACGUGGCCUUUGCUGAUGCCCACACCCAGUUGGCAUGUGUAUGGGCCAGGACUAAAGAGGCCACUCCUUGUCACAGAGCCUUAGGGGACCAACCUGGGCUCAUAGCCAUCCUGGCUCUCACCAUCCUCCUGCUGGCAGCCGGGCUGGCAGCCCACCUUGGCACUGGCCAGCCCAGGCAGGGAGCGGGUGGGCGGCCUCUCCUUCCAGCCUGGGCUUUCUGGGGCUGGAGCACCCCCUCAGCCCGGGUGGUAUCUGCACCCCUUGUCCUGCACUGGAAUCCGGGGAGGAAGCUGCCCAGGUCCUCAGAAGGGGAGACACUGUCACCACCACUGUCGCAAAAUUCCUGAAGUUCAGCCUGUUCUCAGCAGUAGAGAAAUAACUAGGACUACUUUUUACCAAAAGGGAAGCAACCUGGGCCAGGUACCCUGCCAGGAAAGUAACAUGGAUCCACAUGCUUGCGGCCUGGCAGCUGGACCAAGACAGCCAGCUUUGUGGCCCUAGGGGGUGCUCCUGCAGCCUCCAGAAACUGCCCUUACCUUCUGGGGGCUCCUCCGCUGCCAUUCUGAAGAGCGUCUCCAAGGAACAGGAAGGACUCUGGCUAAAGCUGCCCACCUCCCCAGUUGUCUGUGUGCCCAGAGGCUCCUGGGCCUGGAUGUCCCCUGCCUGUGUCCUCGGGCCCUUGGCCCACAGGAUGCACCCCCUCCUCUUCUCUGUCUCUGUACAGUCUCAGUUGCUUGCUCUUUCCCCUUCUGGGCAAGAGUUGAAGGAGUCCUCUCCUUCCCUCCUCGGGGGACUGCUCCCAAAGUGGGGCCCCAGUUGGAUCAGAAGGACCUGUGGGAGAGGGAUGCCCAGGAAUGCCUCUUCUCGGCACCCUUCCGGUCUGCACUCUGAGGUUGACUUUCUAUAGGCAAUUUUGUACCUUUGUGGAGAAAUGUGUCACCUCCCCCCAACCCAAUUCAUUCUUUUCUCCUGUUUUGUAAAAAAUAAAAAUAAAUAAGAAUAACAAUAAUAAGGGGAGGGGAAGG
Molecule: messenger RNA, 4954 nt
Organism: Kogia breviceps (pygmy sperm whale)
Lineage: Eukaryota; Metazoa; Chordata; Mammalia; Artiodactyla; Physeteridae
Source: RefSeq, a predicted model, not a curated record